AUGCAGUUGCUCAAGUCGCAGAUCGACCAGAAGACGGGGUCUGGCUUCGUGACGCUGUUGCCAGAAGAGCCAGAGGACAUGUGGCACGCAUACAACCUCAUCCAGGAACAUGACCGCAUCCGCGCAAAGGCAGUACGCCGCGUGUCGAAGACGUCAGACGCAGGCUCCGUGUCCUCGCAGCGCAUAGCCCUCGACCUCACCAUCGCCGUCACGUCCACCGACUUCGACAUCGGCUCUGGGCAGCUGCACGUCUCCGGGAAAGUUGCAUCGGAGAACGAGCAUGUCAAGAUGGGGCAGCACCACACGCUCGAUCUCGAGCUCAACCGCAAAUUCACGCUGGAAAAGGCCGAUGGGUGGGACAGCGUGGCUCUGGAGAUGCUGAAGGAGGCGUCCGAGACUGAGCGCCGCGCAGAACUCUGGGCUGUCGUCCUCGGCGAGGGCACCGCCAAUAUUUGCAUCAUCACCGAGCACCAGACCAUCCUGCGCCAACGCAUCGAGGUCGGAGUGCCGCGAAAGCGCAAAGGCGGCGUCGACGGCCACACAAAGGGCAUGGACAAGUUCUUUGCCACGACUCUCUCCACACUGCUGCGACAAAUCGACCUCCCCGCUGCCACAGCUACACAGGGCAAGACAUUACCCUUGCUGCUCGCGAGCCCAGGCUUCGUCGCCAACGCGUUCCUCGCCUACAUCAGGACCGAAGCAACACGCACAACCAACAAACCACUCAUGGCGCUCAUGCCCUCGAUCGUCGUCGCACACAGCUCCUCCGCACACAUCCACAGCCUCAACGAGAUCCUCUCGUCCCCCGCCAUAACGACAAAGCUCUCCGACACAAAGUACGCCCGCGAAACCGCUCUCAUGGACAAGUUCCUCACACUCAUGCGCCUCGACGACGGCCGCGCAUGGUACGGCCCCCGCGAGGUCGAACGCGCCGUAGACAAGGGUGCAGUGGGGCGAGGCGGCGGCGUCCUGAUGAUCAGCAACAGCCUAUUCCGGGCGCAGAACGUGAAGCAGCGGCGGCGGUGGGUGACGCUGGUAGACCGCGUGCGGGACGUCGAGGGCGGCGAGGUGCGGGUGCUGAGCUCCCUGCACGAGAGCGGGAAGCGACUCGAGGGCCUGGGUGGCGUGGCGGCGAUUCUGACCUACCCGCUCGAAGACCUGGACGAGGAGGGCGACGACGUCGAGCACGGCGGCGAGGGAGAGGGCGAGAUGGUCAUUUAG
Ascochyta rabiei is the source of this 1221-nucleotide messenger RNA. Its product is annotated as Translation factor pelota. The coding region runs from base 1 to 1221 and encodes 406 amino acids. The transcript has 2 exons. Lineage: Eukaryota; Fungi; Ascomycota; Dothideomycetes; Pleosporales; Didymellaceae. Gene Ontology annotation, cellular component: cytoplasm. Gene Ontology annotation, biological process: nonfunctional rRNA decay; nuclear-transcribed mRNA catabolic process, non-stop decay; nuclear-transcribed mRNA catabolic process, no-go decay. The record is from RefSeq and is a predicted model, not a curated record.